This is a messenger RNA of Anopheles moucheti, 2094 nucleotides long. Its product is annotated as transcription initiation factor TFIID subunit 11. The transcript is spliced from 4 exons. The record is from RefSeq and is a predicted model, not a curated record. The coding region runs from base 523 to 1506 and encodes 327 amino acids. Lineage: Eukaryota; Metazoa; Arthropoda; Insecta; Diptera; Culicidae.
UGUAGGAAUAGUGUGGCUGCUGCUAAACAUGGCAAUUAUUAGUGAAAAAUGAAACUGCCAGCCCAAUAGAAGCUGCAUUACGCUGCUGCUGAAUCACUGUGAACGAAUAUUCGCGAUGACAGUGUUACCGAACAGAAGGAACGCCUUGUAUUAGCAGCAUCCCGCCGUGUUUUGUGUUGUUCGCCUUGGUUAGGACAAGAUCCCGUUCCGUGGUAAAGUCGAUUGGGAUGUUGCCGAUAUCUAUCUUGCAUUCAGUGGACGAAAGUGUGUCAUUUCGUUGUGUGAGCUGCUACAAUCCCGUUUGAUAGAUUCGUGUGUUAAAUGAUUUGUUUUCUCCGUGGAUCGUGUGUCUGUGAACAUUUCUGUGAACAUUUAUGUUGGUUUUCCAUCCAGUACAUCUAGUUAAACGUGCCUUGGAGGUUAAUCAAUGCACGGCAAUGACAAGUGCACGAACCGUUACUAUGUGAUGGAAUCCGUGUAGCUGCUGAAGUUGCUCCCGCUAAGCCAGCACUUGCAAAGACAAUGUCAUCGGCCGGUGCCACCAAAAACAAACCGAAAAAGAGCAUCAAUCUGCGCAUACGGUGGAUACCGGGGCGCAAGAAACACAACUGGAAGGGUUCGUACACCCCGACGAAGAAUGGGCUACCCCAGACGUACGGGAUGCAGCCGCGCAAGAACGAAUCAUGGACGCUGGGCGGUUCGAUGAAUCACAGUAAAAUCAUAAACGCUAACUUUUAUUUUAGAGAUCUCCACGAGAACAACAUAGACGUGGCGAGCAUCGUGACGACAGCAGCCACCGGUAGUGCGAUGGCUGCAAUGGUGACUACAAAUGGGCCCACCGAUCAACUGUCGCUGGAACCGUGUCCCUCGACCAGUUCCGGAAAAGGGCAACAUUCUCCACAGCCACAGAUAGUGAUAGGCACUAUAGAGCUCAACAAUUUAAAUGGAGAUGUUGCUAGCAACAAGCAAGAGAAGGAAAUCGGUACGAGCAACCAAUUCGAAGCACUUACGCUGAUCGACGAGGAUGAUGAGGAUAAGGACCGGAACUGCUCGAAUGCUCCUUCGUCCUCAUCACUGCUCUCAUCCAAUAACGAUAACCGUUCGACGGAAGAAAACAACCUGCACAAUGCGAACACAUUGUCUAUCAGUGAGCAGCAUCGAAGUCGGAACAGGCGCCGCAGCAGCCAAAAAGAUCGCCGCAGUGCCGAGGACAUCGAUUCGAUCGAUCAGGCUGAUAGUGCAGUUGAUGUAACGCACGAGGAGGAACCGAACGUGUUUGAUGAUGAGGACGAAGUUGGGCAAAAGCAGCACACUGCUUCCGGAGCAAAUAACAUAAGGGCAAUGCACCGGCGCAAAAACAGCCGACAGCGAUCUCGACAAAGACGAUCUCCGGUUCUGUUACAUCGGGACAUGGUGGAUGGUGAAGAGGAGCGGAAAGAACCGUACGACAAGGCGGUCACAUGUUUGUACUGGUCGCUUGCCUGUUGGGAUUGUAAUAUCUCGUAAACCUCAUGUCCAAGCAUGCCGUUUUUGGCAAAGAGUGUGCAUUGAACUUUAUAGCUACGUAGUAAUUAAGGUAAUAACUCGUCACUGUUGUCACCCAUACCAACACGUAAUUUAAACGAAUCGAAACUUUACACAAACUCGCUCAAACAGCUAAACUGUCGCCCGAAAGUUGAGAUAGUGAAUGUGGAAACAAAAUUAACUUAAAGCAGCCUGUAAAUUUACGUAACGCGGAGACUUGUGUGUGAUGGUUGUUUUUGAUCGUCAAGCUCGAACAAGCAAUACAAAAAUCUCAGUAUUUUCGCAUCUUACAUAUGAUAGCAGGUUUACACAUAUUUUCGGACGUAAUUUACACAAAAUUAAGCGUAUGCGUAGGGCUAAGCAUAGUGAAGUAAUGGAGAAACUAAUUUAUACGAAUUUGUAGCGGAAAGAAAGGAGGAAAGUACUUGAAAUCAUUUAGAUCAGACUCUUGUAUGCGUAUUGUGUAGAUACUCUUGUCUCUUGAGAGGUGGUCAAUGAUUACGAUGGGUAAAUACUAUUUAUCAAGGCAGCCAAUAAAUCUAGACCCUAGUUUUUGUAUAGAAGCAAACA